UACCCGGUCUUUCCAAGAGACUAGCAACAGUACGAGCAACCAGCUGGUAAAAGCACACUUACUGUUCACUCGCUGCAGUACAUCAAGCUCUCGGUUCAGUUUCUCUUGAACGGACAACAACUAGAAGCAUCAUGCCUUUCUCAUGCAGCCCAUACAACAACAACCUCUGUGGCCGUUUUACACCCAUCAAACUGAUGGCCGACGACUGCAGGAGGGGAGCAUGCUAUUCACCAUAUGCUAACUCUUGGUAUAACCCAUGUGCAAGUUCUUGUGGCAAGAUUAAUCCUUGUGCCACUCCUUGCGCAGACCCUUGCGGUUACCCCUAUGGUUACUCCUAUGGUUACCCCUAUGGUUCCAACUAUAGUCACAACUAUGGCUACAACUAUGGCUACCCCUAUGGUUACAACUGUGGCUACAACUACGGCUACCCAUAUGCUAACCGUUGUGUUAACCCAUGCACCACCACCCCGUAUGUUAAAUCAUGCGUUAACCCUUGUCUCGACACCUGCGUUAACCCAUGCGUUAACCCUUGUGCCACUCCAUGCUCUACCUACUCUUACCGCGAUUAUGAGUCUAGGCAAGUUGUUACGAGGGAGUGCAUUGAUGACUGCACAACCAAGCGAGUCUGUGCAACUGACGAAGCUCUCCUCCGUGUGAGCAAGGUUGACCUCCUGUCAUGCAGGACUGGACCUAAUCGUAUGGAGCACCGCACGCACUUCUUCCAUGAGGAGAAACUCAUCGUCCGUAGAGGACAGUGUUUCAAUAUGUGGGUUGAUCUGUGCCGUCCUUUCAAUCCCAGCUGUGACAAGCUUCACCUUGAGCUCAAACUUGGCCACAUCCCAUCAAUCCGCGACGGCACAUACGUGAUCGUCCCAAUUGUGGAGGAAUUCAAGAAAGACUGCUGGGGUGCAAGGAUUGUCGAAAGGUGCCAGAACCGACUCAAACUGUGUGUGAACUCUCUCCCAAGCUCUUGCGUUGGACGUUACCAGCUCAGCGUUGUGACACACUGUUCAGCAGGAAGAUUCUGCUUGCCACAUGUGCCUGAAAAUGACAUUUACAUGCUGUUUAACCCCUGGUGCAAAGAGGACUGUGUGUACCUGCAUGAAGAGACAGAGAGAGCCGAGUACGUGCUGAAUGAUAUUGGUAAAAUCUACUAUGGAACCAAGCACCAGAUUGGUUGCAAAUCAUGGAACUUUGGUCAAUUUGAGGAGGGAAUCCUGCCCGCAUGUUUCUAUGUGUUGGAGAAGAGUUGUGCCCCUUGCUCAGGAUGGGGAAACCCCAUUAACAUCUCCAGAGUGGUGUCUGACAUGGUCAUUGCCAAAAAAGACUGUGGUGUGUUGAUGGGCAACUGGUCGAACUGCUAUACCGAUGGAAUCGCUCCAACAUCCUGGUGCGGCAGCAGCGCCAUCUUGAGGCAGUUCUACAAAUGUGGAGGAGUACCUGUCAGAUAUGGACAGAGCUUGGCCUUUGCUGGAGUCACCAACACAAUGUUGAGAUGUUUGGGUAUUCCCACUCGUCCAGUCUCAAACUUCUGCUCUGCUCACGACACUGACAUGUGCUUGACAUCUGAUGUCUAUCUGGAUGAGAAGUUUCAGCUGAUUGAUCACAUGAACGCCAAUCCAAUCUGGAACUACCAUGUGUGGAAUGAGGCCUGGAUGACCCGUCCAGAUCUGCCCACUGGUUUUGGAGGUUGGCAGGCCAUUGACUCCACUCCUCAGCUGACCCACCAGGGCUUCUUCCGUUGCGGACCAACCUCAGUAGCUGCAAUCCGUAGUGGACAGACCUUCUUGAAGCACGACGUGCCCUUCCUCUUUGCAGAAGUGAACAAUGAUAAGGUGUACUGGCAGCGCAAGUGUGAUGGUACAUUCGGUGUUGUCCAUGUUGAGAAGGAUGUAGUCGGUCACUGCAUCAGCACCAAGGCUAUCGGAUCAGAUCAACGUCUUGACAUCACAAACCUCUACAAACACCCAUGUGGUUCUGAGGAUAGGUGCACUGCUCUGGAAACUGCUCUUCGCCACGGCUGUAGGAGAAUCAAUUACCCUCUGCCCUGCGCUGAAGAUGUCGUCUGUGAAGUCAACCUGAAGGGAGAUGGACCAUGUGUCGGCAGAGAUGCUGUGGUUUGUAUUAACCUAAGAAACAAAUGCAACCAGCCUCGUAGCGUCACCCUCUACAGCCAUGCUGCAGCCAUGUACUACACCGGAGUGAGGAGGACCUACCUGAAGAGAGACCAGACAUGCAUUGAGCUCAAGCCUUCUGAAUGCAAACCUCUGGAAUGGACCCUGAGUUAUGAUGAGUAUAAGGAGCACCUGGUGGAUCACGCUCCACUGAUGCUCAACCUCUUUGGACACGUGGCUCAAACCAAGCAGAUUCUGGCCACCCAGUACAACUUCAGACUGCGCACUCCUGACCUGGUUCUCGCUCCUGCAUGUGAUGCUGUUGUGGGUCAAGAAGUGGCCGUCAAAGUCACCUUCCAGAACCCACUGUCUUGCGUCCUGAGGAACGCUGCUUUCCGCUUUGUGGGACUCGGACUGCCACAUCCUAGAAUUAUCAACUAUGGUGACAUCGCCGGACAUGCCACCGUGUCCCUGACUGAGAAAUUCAUUCCCAUGUGUCACGGCCCACAGAAACUGCUGGCAUCAUUCGACUGUCCUCAGCUCACUCAGGUGCACGGAUUCACCAACAUGGUUGUCAAACAGCACUAAAAACCCCAUCGAUUACCCAAACGACAAGGCUCCACGGAAUAGAAAGUGCUUCCCCCUAAACCGAUCUGCUGAAUUUAAACGCAUCUGUUAGUUUCACUUCAACCUGUAAACCUUCAAGCGUCUCACAGCGCAUUCAAUCAUGAUUUAAGACAACUGUGACGAGGCUUUAUUAGCGCAAUUGUCUUCCAUUAUGAUGAAAUGCCAGUGAUUUUUCUUUGAUCUUUGAGAGAUUUACAACUGUUUUACUCGAUGAUCAUUAAUCUUAAUCAAGUUCUGUUAAUUCUUUCAUAAUCAUUGUUUCAUGGUGAUGGUUAUUCUGUCCUGUGUAGCCUCAGCUUCAAUAAAAUACUUCCAAGCAUA
Danio aesculapii is the source of this 3062-nucleotide messenger RNA. RefSeq names its product transglutaminase 1 like 2 (gene tgm1l2). The record is from RefSeq and is a predicted model, not a curated record. NCBI's taxonomy places the organism in Eukaryota, Metazoa, Chordata, Actinopteri, Cypriniformes, Danionidae. Bases 132 to 2702 code for a protein of 856 amino acids. Gene Ontology annotation, biological process: peptide cross-linking. The transcript has 14 exons. Gene Ontology annotation, molecular function: protein-glutamine gamma-glutamyltransferase activity.